AUGACAUCAGAACCUAAACAUGACCAAACUAGGACAUUAGAGCCUAAACUUGACCAAACUAGGACAUCAGAAUCGAAAUAUGACCAAACUAGGGCAUCAAAAUCUAAACAUGAUCAAACUAGGACAUCAGAACGUAAACCUGACCAAACAAGGACAUCAAGGACAUCAGAACCUAAACCUGACUCAGCUAGGACAUCAGAACAACCUAACCCUCACCAAACUAGGACAUUAGAACCUAACCCUCACCAAACUAGGACAUCAGAACCUAAACAUGACCAUACUAGGACAUCAGAACCUAAACAUGACCAAACAAGGACAUCAGAGACUAAACCUGACCAAACAAGGACAUCAAGGACAUCAGAACCUAAACAUGACCAAACUAGGACAUCAGAACCUAAACAUGACCAAACUAGGACAUCAGAACCUAAACCUGACCAAACAAGGAAAUUAGAGUCUAAACAUGACCAAACUAGGACAUCAGAACCUAAACCUGACCAAACAAGGACAUCAGAACUUAAAAAUGAUCAAACUAGGACAUUAGAACCUAAACAUGACCGAACUAGGACAUCAGAACCUAAACAUGACCAGACUAGGACAUCAAAAACAUCAGAACCUAAACAUGACCAAACUAGGACAUCAGAACCUAAACCUGACCAAACAAGGACAUCAGAACUUAAAAAUGAUCAAACUAGGACAUUAGAACCUAAACAUGACCGAACUAGGACAUCAGAACCUAAACAUGACCAGACUAGGACAUCAGAACCUAAACAUGACCAAACUAGGACAUUAGAACCUAAACAUGACCGAACUAGGACAUCAGAACCUAAACCUGACUAA
Molecule: messenger RNA, 837 nt
Organism: Ylistrum balloti
Lineage: Eukaryota; Metazoa; Mollusca; Bivalvia; Pectinida; Pectinidae
Exons: 2
Coding region: 1-837 (278 amino acids)
Source: RefSeq, a predicted model, not a curated record